Messenger RNA from Mesorhabditis spiculigera, 492 nucleotides. Lineage: Eukaryota; Metazoa; Nematoda; Chromadorea; Rhabditida; Rhabditidae. The record is from the annotation of a GenBank genome assembly.
AUGGGCCCUGUGGGCGCUGCUAAUCAUCACGCGGAGCGCUGGCGGCCGCGCGUCAAGUGGCGGCUCUUGACGUUACUCUGGCUUUUCCACACCACAUCCGCUCUUUCUUGCCUCACCUGCGUGCCCACGCCCGACUCGUCGCAGCUCGACCGUUUUCGCGUCACAACUCGAUUAAACAAACCGUUCUGCCCGCUUGAGCCCAUGCAAUGUGAUCGGGAUCAAGAUGUUUGCGUCACGAUCACGAUGCAUAUCGGACACGGCGAGUACUGGAUCGGGUCGGGUUGCGAUCGACGGACAAAUUUCCCACAGCUCUCCUGCCACAACGUGCGAACAUUGACGCGGAAUGUGCAAGUCGGCAACUACGUCCAAGAGCAGCGCCGACUUCAACGGGUCUGUGUCUGCGCUCGAGACCUCUGCAACGCCGGCUGGCGCUCAACCACGCUUCACUUAUCAAUGGCCGCCUUUCUGCUCGUCUUUCACAUGAUCAUCAGA